GGAGGUGGCUGGGGGCCCACGCUGCCCAGGCCCGACAAGCGACAUCCUGGACAGCGAGCCCGGGACGUGAAGGAGAGACCACAGACAGGCACAAAGGCGGGCAUCGGGCAGUCGCUGCGCAGGUGGCGGUGGCUGGCAGUGCGCCCCCUCCCCACCCGUCUCCUCUCCGGCCCAAGUCAUCGACCCGGUCCCGCUGCAGCCCCUCCUGGGCCACACACCCUCUGCCCCUGAUGCUGAGGCCUGAGCUUCCCGAGGCGACUCUAAUCCGCGGCCUCGGCUCACAGCGUCCUGCCCUCUGCCGGCUCCGCCCGGGCACCGCUGCCUCCUUGGCUGCCCCUCCGGUGGCCACGCCUCAGACGUGGACUUUGCUGCCUUGGCAGGUGGGCCUGGCAGUGCCCCAGUGGCAGCAGCUGCCUGAGCUCGCCCACUGGCUGCAGCCACCAUGCCCGAAGGCGCCUGCCAGCUGUUCCUGCUGCUGCUGCUGGGCCUGGGUCUGGGGUCCCAGGAGGCACUGCCCCCGCCCUGUGAGAGCCAGAUUUACUGCCACGGGGAGCUCCUGCACCAAGUGCAGAUGGCCAAGCUCUACCAGGACGACAAGCAGUUCGUGGACAUGCCGCUGUCCUCCGCUCCAGACCAAGUCCUGCAGCACUUCCGCACGCUGGCCAGCACCCACAACCACAGCGUCCCCAGGCCGCAGCUGCAGGCCUUCCUCCAAGAGCACUUCCAGGCCACAGGGCAGGAGCUGCAGCCCUGGGUCCCUGAGGACUGGAAAGACAGCCCCCGAUUCCUAGAGAAGAUCGCGGACUCCAAGCUGCGCUCCUGGGCCAGGCAGCUGCACCAGCUCUGGAAGAAGCUGGGAAAGAAGGUGAGACCAGAGGUCCUCCGCCAGCCCGAGCGCUUCUCUCUGAUCUACUCACAACACCCCUUCAUCGUGCCCGGCGGGCGCUUCCGCGAGUUCUACUACUGGGACUCCUACUGGGUGAUGGAGGGGCUGCUCCUGUCGGAGAUGGAGGGGACGGUGCGGGGCAUGCUGCAGAACUUCCUGGACCUGGUGCAGACCUACGGGCAUGUUCCCAACGGGGCCCGCGUGUACUACCUGCAGCGCAGCCAGCCGCCGCUCCUGACCCUCAUGAUGGCCCGCUAUGUGGCUCACACCAACGACACCGCCUUCCUCCGGGACAACAUCGGGACCCUGGCCUUGGAGUUGGACUUCUGGGCUGAGAAGAGGAAUGUCUCUGUGAGCUUCGGGGGGAAGAGCUACAUCCUGAGUCGCUACCACGUCCCUUACGGGGGACCCAGACCAGAGUCCUACAGCAAGGACGCAGAGCUGGCGGGCGUGGUGCCCGAAGGGGCCCGGGAGGCUCUGUGGGCUGAGCUCAAGGCGGGGGCCGAGUCUGGCUGGGACUUCUCUUCACGCUGGCUCAUCGGGAGCCAGGACCCCAGCUCGCUCAGCAGCAUCCGGACCAGCAAGCUGGUGCCUGUGGACCUCAACGCCUUCCUGUGCCAGGCGGAGGGGCUGAUGAGCAGCUUCCACGCCAGCCUGGGGAAUGAGGCUGAAGCCACAAAGUACAGAAACCUGCGGGCCCGGCGCCUGGCCGCCCUGGAGGCCGUCCUGUGGGACCAGGAGAAAGGGGCCUGGUUUGACUAUGACCUCGAACAUGGAAAGAAGAACCACGAGUUUUACCCGUCCAACCUGGCUCCUCUCUGGGCCGGCUGCUUCUCUGACCCCUCCAUGGCGGACCAGGCCCUCCAGUACCUGGAGGACAGCCAGGUCCUUACCUACCAGCACGGAGUCCCGACCUCGCUCCGGAAGUCGGGCCAGCAGUGGGACUACCCCAACGCCUGGGCUCCCCUGCAGGACCUGGUCAUCCGAGGUCUGGCCAGGUCUCCUUCACCCCGGACCCAGGAGGUGGCUUUCCAGCUGGCGCAGAAUUGGAUCCAAACCAACUUCCGUGUCUACUCCCAGACGUCAGCCAUGUACGAGAAGUAUGACAUCAGCAGUGGUGGACAGCCAGGUGGCGGAGGGGAGUAUGAAGUCCAGGAGGGGUUCGGCUGGACCAAUGGCAUGGCCUUGAUGCUCCUGGACCACUACGGCGACCGGCUGAGCUCUGCGGCCCAGGCAGCUUUCCUGGAGCCCCUGUGCCUCGCAGCUGCCCUUCUGCUCGGCCUCCUGCUGCGGUGACGGCCCUGCCCCGUCGGCCUCAGCUCCUCCUGCGGCUCUAGCUCCCGCCUCAUUAAACGUGUGCAGGCGUCCCUGCCUUCGGCCUCGUCCUUCUCCAUCCCUGGGGAUCCCAUGCCCUCCUGGGCCUCCCGCCAGUCCUCCGAGUGGAGGGGGCAGGGGAGGGCUCUGGAGGCCAUGGAUUGGCCCCUGGGUCCCUCCUGGAACUUUUCACCAGGUGGAAAUCCUGCUUUGUGGGGCAGAACCAACUCUCCUACCCCGUGAGCCUCAGCCAGUGCCCCACACAACGCAGCCCCCCAGAAUCACACGCCAAAUACUUUAUUGUUCUGCUGAGAUGCUUACAAAUACUGAGAACCACCCAGCCUGGACCCGAACCCGGGCCCAGCACUGGAGGGGGCGGGGAGCUGGGCUUAGUGUUAAGGCGGGAGGACUGCAGCCAGGCCGCCGGAGGCCUCGUCCUCUGCUCCAUGGUCAUCCCCUUCGGAGGCGGGACUUCAGGGUCCCCUCCUCUGAGCUCCUCUCCGGCUCAGGCUUCCUCAGGGAGCCCCGCACAGAACCCGAGGAAGGCCCUUCCAGCCUCCUCCUCCUCCUCGGGGCCGAGAUACCCUGACUUCAUCCCCUCUGGCUCUAAGCAAGGCACGAGUGGACGGGAGAGGGCUGGCCGGGGCCAGCAGCUGUGCGUUGGCCUGGGGACGGGCUGGGGAGGGAGGUGUGAGGUCCCAUUUCCCCAACAUGAGAUGCCUAAGGGCCUGGGCUGGAGAGAUGAUGGCACGUACCCUCAGAUGGGCCACAGCUUCAGCAGUGAGCAGAGCCACACAGCCACGGCAAUUAGUAUGUAACCAUGGCAGUGAAACAGUUACUAUGGUGACCAUGGUGAUGGUUCUGCAAAAAGGGGAUGGGGCUGACCCCUCAAAGAUAAAACGUGAGGCCUCUGGCCCUUGAGCAAAGUAAUAAAAGUACAAAUGCGGGCGGACGAUGGGGUGAGAGCAGGGCCUGAGCAGCACUGCCUGAGCUGCACCCCACUCUGGAGGCAGCCCUGCUCGGGCCCCCACGGCCCCUGCAAAGGAGGCUGAGGCAAGAGGGGAUCUUUGGCAGAUUCUGGUACCGUAAUUGUCCUUGACACAGAGAACACAUAGGGCAGGACCCUGCAGGGUUAUUCCAAGUUCCGGGCUCCUGGGCUGCGGAAACCCCCCGCCCCACCCCGC
This is a messenger RNA of Myotis myotis, 3384 nucleotides long. RefSeq names its product trehalase (gene TREH). The record is from RefSeq and is a predicted model, not a curated record. The coding region runs from base 443 to 2182 and encodes 579 amino acids. Gene Ontology annotation, molecular function: alpha,alpha-trehalase activity. NCBI's taxonomy places the organism in Eukaryota, Metazoa, Chordata, Mammalia, Chiroptera, Vespertilionidae. The transcript is spliced from 15 exons. Gene Ontology annotation, biological process: trehalose catabolic process.